CAUCGCUCGAACACAAGCUGGCUUCUUUCGCUUCGGGAGUGUUUCCCAUUCCCAUUAAACAAAACAGUGAUGAAGAUGGCGGAGGGUUAAUGGGGAAAAGAAGAAUUUGAUGUUCCCACUAAGACAACUGACUCCAGCAUUACCUGGUACCUGUCCAGAUCAGAUCUUUCUCCAGAAGGCUCUAUCUUCUCGUCCAUACCUAGCGGCUAUCACAAGGAUGUGAAGUGGAAUGAAGUUGGAUUCCGUGGUUUCUACUCAGCGUUAAGAGGUGCUGAUAUGUGUACACGAUGAGCGGACUGGGGGACAACUCCAUGGAGCCUCUGAGCUCAGAGAACCGAAAGCGCAAGCUCUCCACCUGCGACACACCCGGUCUGGGGUGUGAGAGGAGGCGUCGGGAGCAGGAGAGUAAAUACAUCGAGGAGCUGGCCGAGCUCAUCUCCGCCAACCUCAGCGACAUCGACAGCUUCAACGUGAAGCCAGACAAGUGUGCCAUCCUCAAGGAGACGGUGCGGCAGAUCCGCCAGAUCAAGGAGCAGGGAAAAGCCUCGUCCAAUGACGACGAUGUCCAGAAGUCUGACGUGUCUUCCACAGGCCAGGGGGUCAUCGAUAAGGACCACCUGGGGCCCCUCCUGCUGCAGGCACUGGAUGGCUUCCUGUUUGUGGUGAAUCGGGAGGGCAGCAUCGUGUUUGUGUCUGACAACGUGACCCAGUACCUGCAGUACAAACAGGAGGAGCUCAUCAACACCAGUGUCUACAACAUCCUGCAUGAGGAGGACAGGGAGGAGUUCCACAAGAACCUGCCUAAGACCAACGUGAGUGGUGUGUCCUGGGGAGGCGAGGCCCCACGUCAGAAGAGCCACACCUUCACCUGCCGCAUGCUCGUCAAGUUUGGACACGCCCACGGACCUGUGGAGGAGGGGCCAGGCCGGCGCUACGAGACCAUGCAGUGUUUUGCACUGACCCAGCCCAAGGCCAUGAUAGAAGAGGGAGAAGAUCUGCAGUCUUGUAUGAUCUGUGUGGCUCGCCGUGUGACGGCUGUAGAAAGAACGGAGAGCUUCAACACCAGGCAUGAGCUCUCAGGCAAGCUGAUCCAGAUAGACCAGAACUCUCUGAGAGCGUCCAUGCGUCCAGGCUGGGAGGACCUGCUCAGACGCUGCAUCCAGAUGUUCCUGCAGCACAGCGAUGGGCAGCCCUGGUCCCACAAACGCCAUUACCACGAGGCCUUUUUGCAGGGCCAUGCGGAGACCCCACUGUACCGCUUCUCUCUGUCGGACGGCACCCCAGUCACAGCCCAGACCAAGAGCAAGCUGUACCGCCACCCCAUGAGCAACGAGCCGCAAGGCUUCAUCUCCACUCACCUGCUUCAGAGGGAGCCAAAUGGCUAUCGCUCUGCCCAGGCAGGGGGCAUGAUGCCAGGACCCAUGAGGCAGCAGAGCAUGGGGGGCCCCAACCCCAACAUCCAGAUGAACAUGCCCCCUGGCGGGGGAAUGGGCAUGGGGGGCAUGAACCGUGGCUUUGGCAUGAAUGAGCAGAACCACAUGGGCCACAUGAACCAAAUGGGCGGGGGCUCCAUGUAUGGAGGAGGAGGGGGAGGAGGAGGAGGAGGGGGGGGUGGAAUGGGCAUGGGAAACAGGAUGAUGCAGAUGAACCAGAUGGCUCAAAUGGGCCAGAUGAAUCAGAUGGGUCAGAUGAAUCAGAUGGGCCAGAUGAGUCAGAUGGGCCAGAUGAGUCAAAUGAGUCAGAUGGGUCAGAUGAACAACCCUGGCCCUGGCAUGCAGCAGCACCCGCAGCAGCCCCCCUUCCAGAGCAGCGGGGGAUUCGGCCUGGGGGGCAUGAACAGCCCUUCAGGAAGCCCCCGCAUGAGUGGCCCCCAACAAGGGCUCCUGAUGUCCCCCCGCAACCGAGGGAGCCCCAAGAUGGGCAGCAGCCAGUUCUCACCUGGAGGCAUGCACUCUCCAAUGGGCCUUGGCAGUGGAGGAGGAGUGGGUGGGGGUGGGGGUGGGGGUGGUGGAACCUCCUUCUCCAGCAGCUCCCUCAAUGCCCUGCAGGCCAUCAGUGAGGGGGUGGGCAGCUCCCUACCCUCCACCCUCACUUCCCCGUCCCCUGCCCACAAACCAGACAGUUCCCCCAGUGUCCACUCCUCUUCAUCAUCCUCCCAGUCCAACCAGCCAGCCAAGCAAGGUCAGGAAGGCUCCACAAGCCCUGCUGGGGGCCCGGGGCCUGGGCACGGCGACCACCAUCACCCCCUCCACCACCACCACCACCCACACUCCCAGGCGGAGAGCUCUGCAGAAAGAGCAGACAGCCAAGCCACCGCUGGCGGCAAGGAGCCUAUAGAGAGUGGGAGUGAGGCUGGGAUGGCCGGCUCUGAAUCCUCUCGCCGGGUGACAGACAGUAAAGGCCAUAAGAAGCUGUUGCAGCUGCUCACCUCCCCCACUGAGGAGCUGGGGAUUGGGGGCACGGGCCCAGCCGGAGCCCUUCUACCACCACCACCUCCAGCCAGCAGUAACACACCAGCAGGCUUGGACAGCAAGGACCCCGCUGGAGGUAUGACAAGCCCCUCCUCUACCGGAGUCUCUUCCUCUUCCUCCACCAAUCAGGGCCAGGCAGCAGUUGUCGGGGGUGUGCCCGGUGGUCUCUCCUCCACCCAAUACACAGCCUCUCUGCAGGAGAAGCACAAGAUCCUCCACAAGCUGCUGCAGAACGGCAACACGCCCGACGAGGUGGCCAAGAUCACAGCCGAGGCGACGGGGAAGGUGACCCUGGGGGGCCAGGAAGGCGGAGAGACGGGGGCGGCAGGAGGAACCGGGGGUCUGGGGGGAGGGACUGAGCCCAAGCAAGAGCAGCAAAGCCCCAAGAAGGAGAAGACUCACGCUCUCCUCCACUACCUCCUCAACAACUCCUCAACUGACUCCAAAGAGGCAGUGGAUGUGAAGCCCAAGCCCGAGGAGCUGGAGGGGAAGGGGCCGGCGGCAGCCCCAGGCGGGCCCCAGCGCAGCUGCCCUGGCUCUGGGCCCACGCCCGAACACCCCGAGAGCAAAAUCAAGUCGGAGCCACCUGAUGAGCUGGAUAACCUGGAGUCGAUCCUAGGAGGACUGAGGGGCUCUGGGUCAGAGUUCUAUCCCGACCAGGGCACGGGAGGAGGGGCCAGCGAAGGAGGAAACAAGCCCCAAGGAUGCCUUGAUGACAGUCUGCAAGGGAGCCCAGGUAUGGGUCCGGGGCCCCGGGGGCCCUUCCAGAGGGCCAUGUCAGUGGACAGUAAGCCCCCCGGGGGGCCUGGAGGGCCAGGGAGGCGCCCCAUGCUCAUCAAGCAGGAGAACAUAAUGGGCAGCCCAGACAGCUACCCAGGGAACAUGGGUGUGUGUCCCAGAGGCAUCGGAACAAGAACAAUGAACAGGGGAAUGGGAGUUCCCCAGCGGUCCCCCAUGGGGGGUUCUGGUGAGUGGGGGAUGCCCCGCUCCAGUGCCAGUCCUGUGGGCUCAGCAGGACACCCCUCCAUGAUCCGUCCAGGAAUGGACUACAACUCCAAGGGCAUGAUGGGAGGCCCCAUGGUGGGCAGGUCCAACAGCGUUCCUGGCACCAGGUCAAUGCUGCAACAGCAGCUGAUGGACAUGGGCUCCGGUGACAUGGGGAUGGGGAUGAGCCCAUUCAGCCAGCAAGGUCAGCCCAGCCAGUCUCCCUCCUGGCCAGACAGCAUGAUGGGGAUGGAGGGUGGUCACAACAGACGUCAGUUUGGGAACGCCCUGGACGAGCUCCUGGUGCCGCCCACCACCAGUGAGGGCCAGAGUGACGAGCGGGCGCUGCUGGAUCAGCUGGACUCUCUACUGAACAACACAGACGGCAUCGCCCUGGAGGAGAUCGACCGGGCCCUGGGCAUCCCCGACCUCGUCAGCCAGGGCCAAGGGCCAGCUGAGCACCAUGUGGAGCCCUUCCCCGGCCAGGACACGUCCAUGGUGCUGAAGCAGGAGCCCAUGUACGGCCAGGGCUACCCCGGACCCCCCUCUGCAGGAAUGCAGUCUCCCUACGGGGGCAACCCCAUGCCGGGCCAGCCCCAGCAGGGGGGCUUCGGCCCCAUGCUGUCCCAGAUGGGCCAGGGGGGCAGCUUCCCUGGGAUGGGGGGCAUGGGGGGCAUGGGCCACCCCCGCGCCAACAUGAUGAGACCCAGGAUGAUGAGUGCUACCAAGCCCAUGAGGCUGCAGCUGCAACAAAGACUACAGGGACAACAGUUUAUGAGUCAGACCCGUCAGGGCAUGGCCAUUAAGAUGGAGAACCCAGGAGCGGGCAACCCUGGCAUGCGCCCAGGCAUGCAGCCUGCCAUGGGUGGACAGCCUGGCUUCCUGAACGCCCAGAUGAUGGCUCAGCGGAGCCGGGAGAUGGUCACCAUGCAGAUGAGGAGGCAGAGAAUGAUGAUGCUGAUGCAGCAGCAGCAGCAGCAGCAAGCUGCAGCCGCCGCUGGAGGGUUCAGCCCCCCUCCCAACGUUACUGCACCCGCCGGCAUGGACGCCCCCAUGGGAGGGCCCAACAUGGGCCAGCCGGGCCCCCAGCAGUUUGGCUAUGGAGGAAACUAUGGGAUGGCCCAGCAGGGGGACCCAUCGUUCGGCCCCUCAGGGGGAAGUCCCCCCAGCGCUAUGAUGUCAGGGCGCCUAGGUCCGCCUCAGAAUCCCAUGAUGCAGCAGCACCACCAGGGCGGUGGCAUGUAUCAGGGCACAGACAUGAAGGGCUGGUCACAGGGAGGCAUGGGACGCAACAGCUCCUACCCGCAGCAGCAGUUUGGCCAGCAGGGCAACCCGGGCCAGUACGGGGGCAUGAUGAUGAACGGGGGCAUGCCUGCCAACGGAGGAGCGGGUCACAUGGGCCAGAUGGGGGGCCAGAUGGGGGGCCAGAUGGGCAUGAACCCUAUGGUGAUGGGACGCAUGCCUAUGGGGCCUGACCAGAAAUAUUGCUGAACAUGAGAUGGAGGCCGAUAUGAAGAAACAGACUCACUGUGAUCCACCUUCAGAGACAUGACGUCUGUGUGCGCGCGUGUGUGUGUGGGUGUGUGGUGUAACUCCAACCAGCUGGGGGUGCUGUUUCCCUCUCCGUAGGCCAGAGUUGACCGAGCCACAGCCUGAGGAACAUUGAGUACACAUGGCACCUGAGCACAAACUGGAUCACAAUGCCCCCCCCCCCCCCCCAACAAAGUCAGAUACACACUGUGACACACACACAUAUAACCACUCAUACAGAACACUGUAUUUCUUCCCCUAUCAGACUCAUGCAGUUCUUCUAGAUUCCGCUCUGUAAGUGUGUGUUUGUGUGAGCACACUCAUGCAUGCUCUUAACACAACUCACUGGACCAAAAUGAUGUAAGGUUAACACACUCAAGAAGGACGUGGAUCCAACAGUCAGGAAGGACAAACAUGAGUGGUGGUCCAUGGCCCUGACAGUGACAGCUCAGCUCACAGUGUUUCACAGAGACUCUGGGUACAGGUACGACAGAUACUAGUUGGCUGUGGUUGCACUUUAAUGAAGGCUGUCGGUAAAAGGAUUGUGGCAAUAUUCCAUGGUCAUAGAGGCCUUCAUCCAAGAAUAAUUGCAUAACUGCAAAUGUUGUUGUUUAUUCUUGUGUGUGUUCUGCUGUUCUUGACUUGAGAAUGGGUAACCAAUAUUGAUUGGAAAUGGGUGACCAUGAUGAUCAUUGUUAUAAAUGAGUAACCAAUGGAGUGGCAGUAAGCACAGAUUUUAUACAACACUUUCUUCUGCAGUGUGUUGAUUAUGAGAGAGUACGCAGAUUGGAAACUUUUUACAAAACUUGACAAGAAGACUAACUAGUCUCUUUUAGAGUGCACAAAUUACUGUUUUAUUUAUAACGAUUCAUAAAUGUCUGAAUUUUAAAAUCAAGGUGUAUUGUAUUUUUAAGGUACAACUAUUGAAAUAUUUUGAUUACCUUUUAAAUUUGUUGGCAAUUGCUUAAGAUGGUUGAUUCCCAUAGUAAUUCACACUGGAGAAGAAAGUGUUCCUUAGAUUUAAAUGUAUAUAUGCAGAUUUCUAGCAAUAAUCUUCCCUCCUUGCUUCCUUCUGAGGACGUUGUGAUCAUUAUCUACUCAAAGCGAAGGUACUGCAGUAUUAGAUGCGAUGUCGUUUGAAACUUUUCUUUCUGUCUGUGAAUACAAAUUGUAAAUAUGCUUCAAAUGUACUAUAUAUAAAUAUAUAUAUGCUUUUGUAGGUCACAUACUGUUUUUGCACAGAUUGUAAGGCUUGAUAUUUAAAGUGUAAUUUUCUUAUUCUGUUGUAGGUCAAUACAGCUUUUAUUUCCAAUAUUUCAUUUCUGGUUGAAAGGCAGGGAGACCUUCUUUUCUCAUUGCUAAUACACAUCUAAAAAGGUUCCUCUCUGAAAGUGAAGACUGCCACAUUCAUUCUCUCUGAAAGCACUUUUUAUUUUUAUUUGUGAUCAAGUCAUACAUUUCUCUUUUUCAAGGACAUUCGCAUAGAUGUAGAGGUGCUAGUGUGAUCCUGUAUUUUCUUUUUUGAUUGAUUAUAGAAAGAAGAAAAAAAAAUACACAAAAGAUGCCUAUAAAUAAGUUGACACAUGAUUGUGUUUCGUGUCCUAGUGGCCCAGGUGUGUGCCAGUGUGUGGGUUGAUAGUAGCUUUUAGACUGAGGCCCAAUCAAGCUCAGUGGCUGCAGCUCCAUUUCCAUUCCUUAGAGUUUCAAAUGUCCUUCCAUUACAGAUUCAAAUCAUAUUUUGGUAGUGGGAUUGUAGCCACAGAAUUGUAUUGACACUUUUACUGUCUGGCUGUGUUUGUGUGAUUUGAUAGCUGCAGUAAUGCGAUGGCAGAGCCUGGUGGGAUGUACCUGCCAAGCACCUGGUGAUUUAGACUUCCUAAAUGUAAUUACUCUGCAGCUCUCUGACCGUGUUAUACAUUAUACAUGAUUUGUUGUUGAGAUGUUUUGUUUUGCCUUUAUUUUUGUUGUAUUUUCUGCUAAGCUUUUGAAAAAAAAAUCUACCUUUUAAGACAUGCUCAAUCCAAAGAUUUUUGUUUGUCAUUCUGCAGUGUGUAGAGAAACUUUCCCUGAAGGAGAUGGUGUGAGUACUUGUAUAUGUGUGCUUCUCUUUGCACAUAGUAAACAUUCAUACACUUUCAUACACAUCCAUAGCAUGCAGGCAUCUGGGUCUGCUUAUUUAUACGAUUAUUUCUUAGAAUCUUUAUGGCCAGUUGAAAUGUGGUGCUGGAAUUUAUUUCAUUAAAGAAUGUUUGAGUUUGUUGAAGUUGUUUUUAUGAAACAUGACUUCAUGAUAAACUUAAUUACUUCAUGGAAUAGAUUUUGAGUGGGUUUAAUUUUCAGUCCUGAUGAAGAAAAAGAAAAGUAAUUAUCCACCGAAUAUUCAAAAGAAGCAUCGUCUGUGCUUUGCUGGAUCCCUCUCUAUGCAUCUUUUGAUCUUAUGACAAGAGAGGUGAUGAAAAGAACACAUGGGGACAAUAUACUGUCAUUGUCACAGGAUGUAAAUUACAUUGCAUUUUUCUUACUCGUACUUGAUGUUAAUAUUGAUGUAAAUACAAAUUUCUAUUUAAACAUUA
Messenger RNA from Hypomesus transpacificus, 7558 nucleotides. Its product is annotated as nuclear receptor coactivator 3-like. Gene Ontology annotation, biological process: positive regulation of transcription by RNA polymerase II; cellular response to hormone stimulus. The transcript is spliced from 25 exons. The record is from RefSeq and is a predicted model, not a curated record. Gene Ontology annotation, cellular component: nucleus. Bases 288 to 4946 code for a protein of 1552 amino acids. Lineage: Eukaryota; Metazoa; Chordata; Actinopteri; Osmeriformes; Osmeridae. Gene Ontology annotation, molecular function: nuclear receptor binding; protein dimerization activity.